Messenger RNA from Abrus precatorius (Indian licorice), 1530 nucleotides. Its product is annotated as thioredoxin-like 4, chloroplastic. Bases 721 to 1383 code for a protein of 220 amino acids. The record is from RefSeq and is a predicted model, not a curated record. The transcript has 3 exons. NCBI's taxonomy places the organism in Eukaryota, Viridiplantae, Streptophyta, Magnoliopsida, Fabales, Fabaceae. Gene Ontology annotation, cellular component: chloroplast.
ACUGUCACUAUUUUUUUCACUACUUCGUCCCAGCUUCAACUUUUUUAUAAUCAUAGCUUUUCUUCUUUACAAUUCAAUUUCAAUUUUAUGUAGUAAAACACCGUAGGUAUCCCGUGAAAUUAAAGAAUAGUGAAUGCUUAGUUGACCCCCACUAUAUGUUCAUGCAAAGGUUUAGGUUUAAAUAAUUAGUAGCUCUUAUUAUAAGCCACAUAAUAUAUGUUCUUUCUCUGACUUUGGAAUGGAAUGAGUAAUAGCCUUCCUUUUACUUCCAACAUUUUUGCCUACUCUCAAAAACAGGGCUGCAGAAGCAGUUGCCAGUGGAUGUGCAAUGAAAUGUUUCUGCAAAAUCAUAGAUCAUGAUUCUCAAGGAUUUGUGUUUGGUUUCUGCUGAUUAGAAGAGUUUGAAAUGGUUACUCUGCGUGGCUAUAUCCAAUGAAUCUCUGCCUUUUUCUAUAAACAACAAUGUGCAUUGAAUCACAACCAUUUAUAGUCUCUUUUCCAUUUUCCAAGUAGUUUACAUGGUACCCUAUUGCUCAUUGUUUAUUAUUUUACUCGAUGAUGCUUGUACAUGGUAUCUUAUUAUCCCUUAGCUCAAAAUCAUUUGAGUGUCUAAGAAAUGCGUGAGUCAAUUCAAACCCAAUACUCCUUUCUAUAUGAGGCGCCACCAGCUACCAGCUAACUUGUCAAAACUUGUCGCCAAAACUCUUGAUCACGGACUGUAUGAAAUUUUGUCUGGAAAAGAUGCCGCAGGUUGUCAUUCAGGGGCUGGAUGUUCUGUAUGGCAAGUCCUUUGCCAGUGUCAGAUUAGACAUACAAAAACCAGUUGAAUCUAGGAUUUCCCAUAUAGUUUUUAGCUUGGUUCCUGGGCACAGUCAUGGAAAAAUAUGUCUUGGUGGAACAAAAAUGGAACCUAUAGCGAAAAUAAGGCACACAUUCUGCCCUAGUAGGAUAAGAGUUGCAGAUGAAGAUCAAGAAGCUUUGUCUGAUGAAGAUGACGAUCUCUGCCCCGUUGAAUGUGUGAGAGAAUUCACAACUGAUGAAGAGUUCAGCAGAAUUCUGGAUAAGGCUAAAGGAUCUUUGGUCGUUGUUGACUUCUUCCGCACCUCUUGUGGAAGCUGCAAGUAUAUAGAGCAGGGUUUUGCAAAAUUGUGCAAGAAAUCUGGUGACCAUGAAGCUCCAGUAAUCUUUCUAAAGCAUAAUGUAAUGAACGAGUACGACGAGCAAUCAGAGGUUGCUGACCGACUUAGAAUCAGGGCCGUGCCUCUUUUCCACUUCUACAAAGAUGGGGUCCUGUUGGAAGCAUUCCCAACCAGAGACAAAGAUAGGAUUGUUGCCGCCAUCCUCAAGUACUCAUCUCUUGAAGCCGAAGAUAUUUUGGGUUAACUAUAAAGGAUUAGGUCUAGCCACCCCAAGGGACGGUGGUGCUGGUAAAUUAGUCUUUGUUUGUACGUGACAAAAUUCAUGAAACAACAUUUUGUUUUCUCAAAAUAAUAUACUUUAGUGCUGGUCGCCUAUUUCAUUUUGUUAGGA